CCGUUUGCCGUUCGCCGUUCAUUCAUUCGCGUUCCGUGUGCCUUUCCGUCGUGGCGUCGCCCGCGCACACCGAUUAUUUCUGUCUCCGGUCGCCCGUCGCUCGGAUUUUAUUUUUCUGGUUUUUUUUUUUUUCAAUUUUUCUUCGCCACCGUUCGCGCGCGUCUUGUUUGUUAUCACAUCGCCGUUGUACUGUCGUCAUCGUUCGUAUCAUUUGCUUAUCAAUUAUUAUCUGGUAUCGUUUUUCUGCGGAAUCCUUUUUUUUUUUUUUUUUGAAAACAGUUCCCUCCUUUGGACUCGGCUGUGGUGUGCCAAAUAUUUUCACUAAUACAUAUUUACAAACUUACAAAUUCACACGCACCUUCUGAGGGACGAGAGGACACGGAACGACUGGACCCAGUCGAUCGCGCUAUAUCGCGUGUACGUACGAAAAAAUGGUAAAUAACUCGUCCAACAGUAUGAUGUUGGACGAAGCAUUUUACGAUGAUCGGGUGAUCCCCAAAGUCGAGACCCAGACAAACGAGGUGAACUUUCUAAAGAGGCCUAUGACAUUGGACCUUAAUUCGUGUAACCAGGACAACUCCGGCAAGAAACCCAAGUAUUUGCAGGUGCAGUUGACGUCGCCCGACCUGCACAUGCUCAAGCUGAGCUCGCCCGAGUUGGAACGGUUUUAUUUGGCACAGCAGACAGCUCUAGGCCACAUCAAUACACCUACGCCUUCCCUGUUCCCCAAGUCUGUUACCGAGGAACAAGAGAUGUAUGUGCAGCCGUUCGUAGAAGCCCUUAACAGCUUGCACAACAACGAUUCAAACAGUGCCAACCGAGUGGAAAUACCAUUGACCAGCAGCGGUAGCAAUUCCUCCGAGUACAAGUCUGAACCCCAAUAUUCUGUAUUGAUGCCUUCAAACGAUUUCUCCAACAUCAUACCUCACCAUAUCAUCAAAGAAGAACCACAAACUGUACCGAGUGUGACAUCUUCGUCUCCACCCAUGUCACCAAUCAACAUGGAGUCUCAAGAAAAAAUCAAACUUGAAAGGAAAAGACAGAGAAAUCGAGUGGCUGCAUCCAAAUGUCGCCGAAGGAAAUUAGAACGCAUUGCCAAGCUCGAAGACAAAGUAAAAGUACUGAAAAAUGAAAAUACCGAACUCACCACAGUAUUGAACAGACUCUUGGAACAAAUAAGUCAAUUAAAACAAACCGUUGUUGAACACAUGCAUAGUGGUUGUGAGUUUGCAAUGAAUACACUGUGACCUUUAAUAACGAACACAGUUGAAUUCAUUGAAAACAUCCUGAAUUUGGAUGCUACUUCCUGCCUGUCUGUGAGUUUUUCUUAUUUUUUCUACACAAUUUUUAAUAAACCAAUAAAUUGCUUCAAAAAUUGCUCAAUUUCUUUGUAGCCUUUUUUAAUAUAUUUUUAUAACUAUAAUUUUAUAUUAUGAUACAAAAUUCUUUUACAAAAUAUUUUUUUCAUUAAAUUGUAAUAAAUUUAAAAUCAAAACAAUAAUUUUUUACUUGUGUUUUACAAACGUGCAAUUACUAGGUAAUCAAACUUUUUACUGUGCUAUUUUUUAAUAUUUUUUAUUUAACUAUAUACAAUGUUAUUAUUGUUCAUUAUAGAUAAUAUAUGGAUUAUAUUAUAUAAUUAACUAUAAACUUAUUUAAAUUAAACUAGCAGCAACAGAAUAAUUCUGCACCUGAUGCCUUUUAAUUGUACGAAAGCCAUAAAAUAUAUGUGUUAUGCUCAAAAUGUUAAGAGUAUUUAAGAUUUUCUAGGAUAUUUAUACAAAAAAUUUUAACAUACAUAAAUAUUUUUAUAUUUUCUACAAAUGUUAAAUGAAUUCUAUGAAGAAAUUGUUAUGUGAAAAAACCAGUGUUGCCUUUUAUAUGUAUAUUUCAAGUUUAUCUUCUUCACCAUUAUAAAUUUAUAUUUAACGUGCCAAUUAAAGGCUACUUGUUUAUAAUGCAAUAACUUAACUGAUAUUUUAAGCUUUUACCAGACAAUAAUAGGCCAAAGUUAAUUAGAUGUAAUUUUUGUAAAUCCCAUAUCUAUAUAUUUAUAUUGUAUAUUAUUGAAUAAUAUUAAUUUGUAUUGAUGAGACUUUAAAAAACUGGUCUUGUUGUGAUUUAUUGAUCCCUCCGCUCUUAUUGCAGACAACUCGAAGUUGAUAAGUCAUGUUCCUAGGUGCUCUAGAGUGUAACAAAGCAAUUCUUUUUAAUGUAAUGUUUUUAAAAUCCAAUAUUAAAAUAUUUAAAAUCGUAAUAUUUUUUU
Sipha flava (yellow sugarcane aphid) is the source of this 2266-nucleotide messenger RNA. It is a transcript of the gene Jra, whose product is annotated as transcription factor AP-1. The record is from RefSeq and is a predicted model, not a curated record. Gene Ontology annotation, biological process: regulation of transcription by RNA polymerase II; regulation of cell cycle; regulation of cell population proliferation. Gene Ontology annotation, cellular component: transcription regulator complex. Gene Ontology annotation, molecular function: transcription factor binding; RNA polymerase II cis-regulatory region sequence-specific DNA binding; DNA-binding transcription factor activity, RNA polymerase II-specific. NCBI's taxonomy places the organism in Eukaryota, Metazoa, Arthropoda, Insecta, Hemiptera, Aphididae. The coding region runs from base 432 to 1247 and encodes 271 amino acids. The transcript has 2 exons.